Molecule: messenger RNA, 865 nt
Organism: Oppiella nova
Lineage: Eukaryota; Metazoa; Arthropoda; Arachnida; Sarcoptiformes; Oppiidae
Source: the annotation of a GenBank genome assembly
UGAUAUGAUAUAAGUAACAAAGGGGGGUCAUAGGGGGCAAUAAGUGACAUAUGGGACGUUGUUUGUUCACAAUCAUAUGGCAAUGUUUUGGUGAAGUGAUUGUCAAUAGUUUGUGUGAAUUGCUAUGAAUUUAAGACUAAUUGCUAGAAAUGUAUUGAUUUGGAGACAAACCAAAUGCACUUCACAUGCAUUGCAGUCAAUGAACCGAUUGUUGCAUACAUUGAAUGGCAAAUCAGUGCUCAAUGCGACCAAACAGUGCCACAAGAGUUAUGCACUCAUGAGGAGACAAUUGAGUGAUGAUCAACACAAUCAUAAUAAUGGUUUGAAACCCCCUUUAAUGACAUUCAAACCAAUUGUUUUCCCCAGCAUUUGGUCCCGAAUUAAGAACUGGAUUACAAUCCAUACCAUAAUUGCCCCCUAUUUUGACAAUCACUUCACUUUACAAGAGUUUGUCGACGGAUCCAAACAAGCUUUGGUCCACAUCUCCAAUCGUUUGGCCGAUGGGGACACGGAUUCACUGAAAGGGCUCGUCACCCAUGAGGCGUUGACUGAAAUCCGUGACAAUUUGCCAAAACUAAGUGCCAAACAGUUACAAGAACUGAGAGUUGAUCCCAAAGAUAUAAUCUAUACGUUUGUCGAUACCAUCGGAAUCAUUAUGAAUGACAUUGUUUACUAUUGUCUCUAUAAAUACCACAAAUUGACUCAAACCAGAGAUAUCCCGUUCAAGGAAUUUAAGGACAAAUUUGGUCCAAAUAUCACUAUUUGUAAUUACAGGGAUUACACUAAAGGAGUGGACAGUGACUGGAGUGUCAACCUAUUAGCCCAUUUCAAUAACAAUGAUUAUUUGGAUGCUUGGAUCAAAUGA